Somion occarium is the source of this 1711-nucleotide messenger RNA. The record is from the annotation of a GenBank genome assembly. NCBI's taxonomy places the organism in Eukaryota, Fungi, Basidiomycota, Agaricomycetes, Polyporales, Cerrenaceae.
AGAUGGAGAGUUCACGAUGGUCACUCUCUUGGCCAAUCCCUUACUCCCGAUGGAUACUGUCAGAGUCAACGACUUCCUUGCUUCAAAAUUAGACUGUCUAGUCAUUGGUGCAGCAGCUGCUGGUCUGGUCAUCGCCGCCCUCUUAUUAUUCGAUUCCAACUGGGUAGUUGGUCUUGUUGAGGCCAGCCUUUUUCGCAAGAACGCUCCAAAUACCCAUGUCAUAGGAUCGACCGGACACCGUAAACUCCGACCUGAACAGUACGAUGUUGAUGCACGCACAGGGUUCUUUCCCGCGCAGCCACUCCCUCGGCUUCCUGAGGUGUACGCCGUCUGGGAGCAAUCCCUGGCCGAUGCACGGGGGGUGCUCUAUCUGGCUGACAAUCGGAGUUCUGAAGCGUUGGCGGCACGAUUGGAUGGAGAAAAGUGGAGAGCUGAUGUUCGAUCAUGGCCGGUGUUGAGUGUCGGUAGCCUUCGUGGUGACCUGCGGCACUUGCAGAGAGCGCACAAGAUGCUUGCGUUCAUCUUGCAUUACUACGCACACUCAGUACCCAAGGGAGGCCAAGAUGAGCCAGUCCGUAUUCCUCGUUCACUUGCCAUCCCACUUGCCGCAGUCUCCAAGGAACUUGGUAUCGCACCGGUAUUAACAUUCGCAGACACCGUUCUGUGGAACUGGGAUCUCAUUGAUCCUGGACGUCCAUUGUCUAUUGACAAUAUGCGCUAUGUGGACCUUCUUUCAGGGUCGGAGACAGAGGCGUCGUUCUACAAAUCUUCAGCCGCGAUAGAACUCAAGGGUGCCGAGAUGUUACGUAUUAUCGAGCACUUCGUCAACAUGACGACCGUGACAAGUCCUAGGGCAAUCGCAGAUAUGCAUCACAACCUCCAACAGCUCAAACGAAUCGUGAACGAGUUGACCGAUAUUUUCUCUUGUAUCCGGUCCAUUGUCGAUCCUCACGUGUUUUACUGGAUUGUCCGACCUUGGUGGAUGGGCGCUGGAAAGCUGUCGAAUGGUCAGCCCGGAUGGUUCUUCGAAGGUGUGCCUGACUACGCCACCUUCGAUCUCUCAGGCCCUUCAGGAGGCCAAAGCGCCGUUAUGCACGCGCUCGACAUUUUCUUGGACGUCGACCACAGACUUUCUUAUCACCGCUCGCCUGCACCAUCGGAGGCCAACAAGAAAGCCGACCGUGGUUUCAUGGAGAGGAUGAGGCGCUAUAUGCCAGGGUUGCACUGCGAGUACUUGAAACGCAUCGCCAUGGUGCAAUAUACGGUACGAGAAGUCGCAGAGAUGGCACCCAGUGUUCGCGAGCCCUAUAAUGCAGUGGUGGCGUCAUUGCAGCGACUCAGGGAAGUUCAUAUCCAGGUGGCUUGUUUCUACGUGAUUACACAAGCUAGAACAACGCCACCUGCUAGUGCUGGGAUUGCGGCGGAGAAAUUGGAUACGAAAGGGACCUCGGUGGGAACGGGCGGAAACGAUGUCGCGAGUCUUCUCAAGGCUGGUCGAGAUGCUACGCAUCGUGCUAUGAUUCAUUAGACAUGUUGGCGGGAGUUAAAGCUUCACCCAGAGCUGAUAAAGUUUCUCAAUUUGAGUAUUUGAAUAAGCUUUAAUUUGUUGCUGUAUUACUAUCAUGCGGAAGGCCUAACCGCACCGUGUAUAUGUAUCCUUUCGUUACUCUGCCUUAUGCACUAACAUCAAAUAUAAAGGUUUUAUUUACGA